GAGGACGGAAAGCGCGCCAAGCGGCGAAGGCAAGGAUCCCAAGCGAAAAGGCGGUUGGAAGUCUGUUUGUUAGUACAGAAUAUUCCGCUAUCCGAUUCGCAUCCCAGCGUGACAUCAAAAGAACGCUACGCUGGACGGUUCAAAAUAAAGGCCGAGCCGUGAACAAGGGCGCUGAAAGGAUCCCGUUGAGCGUGACGGGAACGGGGUAUGCAUCCCUUCGCUUCGCUCCUCCGAAACCGCAUACUUCGUAUACGUUUUCUUCGAAUCGAGCUACGGGGACAUGGAGGCGACUGCGCGCCAGCACGGCGCCUCCGGAACCGCUAGCGGUGCGGGCUUUGAGCCCGUCCGCGGCGGCAUCGGUGCUGCCGAGCGGGCCGCUGACACCCGCGGUGUCGGCAUGGCGCCCACCAAGGCCCGCAACGCGCCUUCCUCUAGGGCUGCCGCGGGCGGCAGCGAGGGCAGCGGUGCGUCAUCCCUGGAGUCGCAAUCUCAGGAGACAUCGCAGUCGAGCGGCAAGAGCGGUGGCAUCACGCAGACGGUGGCUGCGGUGGCCAAGGGCUUGGCGGGGCUGGUGAGCGGCAAGGGCGGUGAGCGGGACACCUCGGACCGCCACUGUAGAAGCUGGCGAUGGGCGGUUUGCGCUCGCACCACUGCAGG
Astrephomene gubernaculifera is the source of this 657-nucleotide messenger RNA. The record is from the annotation of a GenBank genome assembly. NCBI's taxonomy places the organism in Eukaryota, Viridiplantae, Chlorophyta, Chlorophyceae, Chlamydomonadales, Astrephomenaceae.